AAGGCUUGUUUACUGGAAGCACUUUGCAGACGCAGUUUUCACCGAUACUGUCCUCACUUGUUGAUACGAGCGGUUCGCGACUAGCGAAAACGAUAAGUGUAGGAUGCGAUAAGGAACUGAAGGAAUUGUUUGAUGUGGAUGCUUUUGUGCAGCAUUCCUGGGAACAGAAGUAUCAGUCUGUAUUUGGUGUUAUAACUGUAGGUUUGUACGAAUUUUUGCGGGAAAAAUACAAUUAA
This is a messenger RNA of Gongylonema pulchrum, 236 nucleotides long. The record is from the annotation of a GenBank genome assembly. Lineage: Eukaryota; Metazoa; Nematoda; Chromadorea; Rhabditida; Gongylonematidae.